Lotus japonicus is the source of this 7806-nucleotide messenger RNA. RefSeq lists its product as uncharacterized. The coding region runs from base 82 to 7641 and encodes 2519 amino acids. NCBI's taxonomy places the organism in Eukaryota, Viridiplantae, Streptophyta, Magnoliopsida, Fabales, Fabaceae. The record is from RefSeq and is a predicted model, not a curated record. Gene Ontology annotation, biological process: maturation of 5.8S rRNA from tricistronic rRNA transcript (SSU-rRNA, 5.8S rRNA, LSU-rRNA); maturation of LSU-rRNA from tricistronic rRNA transcript (SSU-rRNA, 5.8S rRNA, LSU-rRNA). Gene Ontology annotation, cellular component: nucleolus. The transcript has 13 exons.
UCGGGUUUCUUCUCUAACCUACGUCCCCACUCUUUUCUGCGCGGGACAAAAUCAAUUAACCAGAGGCUGAAACCUACAUCCAUGAAAGAAGCCGCCACCGCCGCCGCACACGGCGGAGCCUGGAGCGGCGCGUUUUUCAACCAGCAAGUGAAGGUUCGCCACGAAACCAAACUGAAGGAGCUUCUGCACAGGAUCACCUCGGCAGAGAUAAAGCUAUGCUCCGACGCCGCAAAAGAGUUCAUCAAGCUCUUGAAAUCCGACGACGGUGGCUCGCUGCUUUGCGAAUACGUUCGCGGUUCUCCGAAGUGCUCGGAGCUUCUGGAAGCGUGGAAGCUGAGGCAAGGAAAACAGGGAACGCGGUACAUAUUCGAGUUAAUCUCCGCCAUUCUGAGCCACCGUGACGGAAAACAGCAGAGUUCCGGCGAAACGGUGAGUAUCUGUAAGGAUUUGGAUAAGUUCGCGCGUUUGAUUGUUUCCGAUUACCUGAAUGAUGUGUAUAAGGAGUUGAACAGCAAGGAAGUGAAGCGGCAGAAGGCUGCGCUUUCGCUCGCGACUGCGGUGGUUAGGCGCGGGCCGAAUUUGGCCAAUGAGGUUGCCAAGAGCUUCGAUUUCAACGUUGCCGGAUUCGUUGGUAUUGCUAAGGGGAAGCGGAAUGCUGCUGAUGGUUUGUUGAGGAAGGCGUUUGUUCGAUUCGCGAUGUCGUUUUUGGAGGUUGGGAAGCCGGGGCUGUUGCGGUGGAUUCUGCAACGGAAGGAGAUGUAUUCCAGCGUGCUUCGUGGAUUGGGGAGUGAUGAUGAUGAGACUGUGGUUUUUGUGUUGUCCACGCUGAGGGACUGUGUUCUUGUUGAGGAGUCAUUGGUGCCGCCGGGACUGAGGAGUGUGCUGUUCGGGAGCGUGACGUUGGAGCAAUUGGUUGAGGUUUGUGGGAGGGAAGGUGGUGGUGAGGCUGUGGAGGCGGCCUUUGAGGUUCUUGUAAGGGUAUGUACUGAUUCGAGUAAUGGGUUGAUGCCUGACUUGAAGAGGCGCCCGAAUCCGUUGAAGGGUAAUACGAAGAGAAUCAUGGACCUCAUGAAGAAACUGUGGCCGUCGGAGGUUCAGUAUCACCGUGAUUUGCUUUUGGCUAUUGUCAAUGCCAAAGCUUCAUUUGGAUUGUCAUAUUUGAAAGAGUUUCCUUACAAUGUUGAGAAUUAUAAGUCAUCUUCAUGGAUUUCUGCGAUCUCUGUGGCAGCUGAUUUGGUGUCAUCAGUCAGCAGUGGACUUUCCAAGGAAUUCAUCAACUCUCAAUCAAUCGAUCAGCACUCAUUUGGCAACAUGGAUUUACAAGACAUCAUGAAGUGCUUGUAUCCUCGUCCAUUCAGCAGGUCAAUGUUUAACAAGGGAUUGCAUCAUGCAAACUCUUAUGUGAAACAUGGUACUCUAAGACUUCUUCUGGAAUUACUGAAGUUGCUGGACUCUCUUUUUAAUGGUUUGAACCAUAAUUCUAGUUCCAGCAAUCCAUCUUCGGAACAUAUUGUCAAGCAAGAAAUUCAGAAUUAUGUUCAACCUUUUCUUCCUGAUAUGCAGGUUUUAUUAAAUCUGCUUUCCUCUUUAGAUGCCUGUUCUGAAGCCCAUACAUCAAAUUUGAAGAGAAAUGCAGAUCAUCAUGAACAUGGAAGCAAUGCUAGAAAGAAGUUAAAAAUUGAUACUUCUGUGAGUGACAUAGAUAUAAUUGUUGGUGGGAUAAGUGCUGGUCCAGAUUUGGAUUUGAAUAGCAACAGUGGAACAGUUGACAGUGUACUAAGAGCAGAUGCAUUGGAUGAUACAGAGGAUCUCAUUGAUAGUGUUGGGGAAAUUUGGGGUGUGGAUCUUCGUUCCAUGGGCAUUAGCACCCUGAAGCAUGCAGACUCAUACUUACUCUCUAAACUGCUUGACGCUCUCAAAUAUUUUGGUCGCACUCUGCCUUUCGCUUUGGAUAAUUCGAUUGAAUCUUUCAAGAGUUUUCUCAAAAAUCCAUUAGAGUUAACAGGUUAUCUGCAGGUCUCUCUGUUGUCUUUGCUUGUUGAAUACAUUGAGUGGUGCCCAGACAAUGAAAUUCCUAUAAAAACUCCACCCAUGUUGUACAAAUACCUAGAGCCAUUCCUUGAUGUGUUAAUGUUCUCACAAGUCGAUGAGACGAAGGAUCUGGCAUACAGGCUGGCCAUGGCAGCUAUGUUCAGUACUGGUGCUUUUGACAGGAACCUUCAUGAGAUAGAAGCAUGGUUUUUAUUUUUACCAGGUUAUCACAGAAAGAAACUCCCUGUCAAUAUCAUGGAGGUGGAAGUUUUACGAAGUUUGUCUUCAUCUGUGGUAUCAUUCUUAUGUGAUGCUGUUUCUACAAUUGGGAAUAAUUUAGUCAAAUAUUGGAAUAUCUUUAAGAGUUAUGUCCAUUGUUUGGAAUGUGGUAAAGAUUCAUCACCUGAUUUUAGUCCUUUUAUCUUAUGUGUGAUGGAGAAGUGUCUAAAGGUGAUUCGUCCUAAAUCAGGAACCUGCUCAUGGCCUAAAAAAUCCAUGGUAUUAUUAUACACUUGCAAUACAGUAAAGUAUCUCUUGCAAACACAGGUCAAUGCUGAGUUGUUAGCUGCUUUAGUUAAUGCUGACUUGACUGAGAGACUUGGUGGCAGUAAUGAAUAUAAUGAAGUCUUUCCUGAGUGGAAACCUCUGAAGAAUUUGUUGGACUUUGUAAAGAGCAUAUCACACCAACAAAAUUGUCUUUUCUCUAAAAAUGAAGAAUCUGUCUCUGCUGAUGGUUCUUUGGGAAGUGCACUUGGUUACGUAAAUAAAUCAUUUAGUAGUGGGGUUGGUCAUGGGAUGGCUGAAACCAUCUUAGCUUUUGUAUCCUCCACUAUACUUGAAGGUACUGAUAAAAUAGCCACGAAUCUGGCAUUUCGUGCGGUCAUUUCACAGGACUAUAGUGUUAUCCUCCAUGCUUCUGAGUUGUGUCCUGUAAUGUUUUAUGCUGGCUUGGAUAUGGUCAUAUCAGAUCUUGGUAGUGAUAGUCGAAAUGCUGCUCCUAUUGGGACCUCUGAUUUCACUUUGUGUCCAGACUCUCUAACUUGUAACCAACUUUUAGACCCUACUGAAGCUGAUGCUGCUGCAUUUGGUAUCGUUUUAAAACAAAUACCUUUCCAUGUGAUAUAUCCGGCAAUCAUGUGUAUGAAUGAUCUUUACAUAUCAAAGCUGUCAAAGAUUCAAGAGCUUUUACUGCAUAAAUUAUCUGAGUCCAUUAACGAUUGUUCGCUCCUUCUCAAUCUGCAACUUGUGUUGUUCUGGACUCAUCAUAUUCAGUUAAGUUAUAAAGAUAACCCAUUAGCUGAAAUCAAAGAACGUUUGAAUCUGUGUGUUAUUCUUGUACGGAAUUUAUUAGCUCAAUUAUUGGUUCCUGGAAGUGGUUCUGAGUGGUCUACAAUCCGUGCUUUUUCUUCAUCAAACAGUCAACAAGUGAUUAAAACCAUCUUUUGUCAUCCUUGUGUUCCGAUGUCUUUAUCCUUUUCCCUGGGAAGUAGUCUUGCAAAUGGAUAUAUAGGGAGUGGCUUUGACAUGCUGAAUGUACUAUCCCGAGAGGGGCUUCACGAGUUUGGUAAUCCAAUUUUAAAUAUAUUGACAAUGACUCUAGACUACAUGUGGUCUUUAUUUGGAACUCACCGAUGUGCAUCAAAAGCUCAAGAUGUUGCUAAUAAUUUCAUGAAGUCCUUCGAAGGCCUUCAACAAAAGCUGUUUCUGGAUUUCAGAGAACAAUUUGAGUUGUGCGUUUGCUCUAAAGACAUGAUGCCUCUCCCUCCAACAUUGUGUACUUUACAUGCCUUGCAUCAGUUUUUAAACCCUUUCCAGCUCCUUGAAUUGGUAGAUUGGAUGUUCAAUCGAGUGGAAUUGGAGGUGGAUGAUUUGCCAACUAAGAUAUCCUAUUUAUCUGUUGGAUGCUCCUUAGCUACUGAUGCUUUCAGAGCUAUAUCCAUUUUUUUUCAGCAGUCAUCUGGAAACAGGGUACCAUAUGAUUUAUUUUGGAAGAUGGGUGAAAAAGUUACGAAAGGUGAUAUUUUUGAGAAGAUCUACAGUAAGGUUGUUGACUUUUCUGUAAACUAUGAAAUAGAUUGCGCAGAUAGAUGCUUGCAUGAAGCUGUCAAUGCUUUGUAUAAGCAGAAACAUAUGCAACAAGAAAAAUUUCAUCCUUUGUUGUUGGUCAUGUGGAAAGUUAUAGGGAUGACUCCAGUGCAAAUGCUUUCUCAUUGCAUUCACAAGACAAAUCCAAUGAGAUCUAAAUUCAUACAUAUUCUGACUGAACUGAGUUCUCUGCAUUCAUCAAUAUUUGGGCAAUUUUUUUUGGGUAUAGUGAAUAUUAGUUUACAUCAUGAUAUUGGUGUGAUGGGACAUGCCUUUGAUGUUACUCUUUCAGAAGAUCAGUUUAUACUGCUUCUACCAGCUUCUUUGUCAUACUUGAGCCUAAUUUCUAAGGGACUUGGGGAAAACAAUCACAAAGAUUUUAAACACAUACCUUACUUUUAUUCAAAAAUUCUUUUAAAAGGUUUCAGUCAGGGAAAGAGCUUUUUCUCAAAAAACAUAUUUGAGGAAGAGUUCGGAGAAUUCCUUCCAUCAUCUGUUCAAGAACUGCUCUCUCUUAUUGAUCGUAGUCUUCUUGGAAAAUCAAUUCAUAUGUUGCAGUAUCACUUUGCUCUUCAUGGAGAUUCUGUGAAACUGAAGAAGCGACUAAAGCUAUUCAAGUCCAUUUGCCCAAAAUUUGCUUCACUUGAUAUGCUGAUGGACUGUGAUUGUCAAGAUAUUGAUAGUGAUUCUCUCCACCAGUCUUUGAACGUCAUCAAUCAUGUUGUUGCAAAGAUGUCACUUUGUAAACUAUUAUUGUUUCAUGAAGUAGGUGAGGAUUUGAAAGAGGCUGCUGCGGAAAAGCGAAGCAAAUUGGAAGUUUCCAAGAUGCAUUUCAUAAACAUUUUGGUAGACAUUUGGCAGUUCAUUGUUAAGAAAUUUUCUUUAGCCUCUGGUCAAUGUGGAGCUGCUAAAAGAACAAACAUUUCAUUGCUAUAUAAUCACUUGGAAGCUUUUGUGUUACAAAAUAUUCUUGAAUUGGCUGUAGAGAUGAAAAGUGAUCUUAUUCAAUUACAAUCCAUUCCCUUCCUUGAGCAAUUCUUCAGAUGUGCUCUUCUCUAUAGAUUCAACGAUCCUACAACAAUGAAGACUCUCCGGCUUAUAUUGACUCAUCUUAAUGAGGGGAGGCUGCCAUAUGAAUUAUAUCUUCAGUUGUUAGUUGCUCAUUCUCAGUUUGCUCCCACUCUUCAUUCUGUGCGCAAACCAGCAGGUUCCCUUUUGAAGCCUGUGUCCAGCAUUCUGAAAUGUCUUGUCAUUCCUUCUCCUAACCAUUAUGAAAAUAAUGAGGAGCACAAAAAGCCAACAACAGAGCUCACUAGUAGACCAUUGGAAAUUGUUAAGUUGCUUUGGAUACUCUUGCGUACAAAGAAUUGUCAUGCUGGUUUAGAUGCUGGAAAUGAUGUCAGCAUAAACUUAAAAGAAUUGCAUGCACUGCUACUUCAUUCUUAUGGUGCAACACUCAGUCAGAUUGAUUUGGGGAUAUACAAUCUGAUGCAACACAUUGAGUCUAUGACUGGAUCAAGGCCUCAGAAUGCCCUGUUGAUUUCAGAUGCAAUUGCGGAAUGGACCAGAAGCCAACAUGGAGACAACUAUCCAAUUGACCCUGACAUAUGUGUGUCAACAGUUCUCUAUUUUCCCUAUGACCGAAGUAUCUCUGAUGAACCAUCAUCUUUAAACAAAAUUGAGAAAGAUACUGUCAGGAAAAAGAUACGUUAUUCUCAUGUUGAAGUUAGAGAGCGUUAUGAUCCUGCAUUUAUCCUGAAUUUCUCAAUUCACAGCCUAUCAAAGGCGUAUAUAGAGCCUGUGGAGUUUGCUGGGUCAGGGUUGCUUGCCAUUGCAUUUGUUAGCAUGUCUUCACCAGAUUAUGGGAUAAGAAGAUUAGCUUAUGGCACUCUUGAUAAACUUAAGAAUGUCUUAGAGAAGUGCCAAAAAAGGAAGGAUAUGAUAGGACUUCGGCUUCUACUAAAUUCUAUUCAAAACAGCAUAGAAGAGCCAUGGCAAAGAAUCCCAUCUGUUAUUGCUCUAUUUGCUGCAGAGGCUUCUUGUGUAUUGUUAGAUUCAUCACAUGAUCAUUAUGCAGCUCUAAGUACAUUGUUGAUACACUCUUCCAAGUUGGAUAUGAGGGCGAUACCUCUGUUUGAUAACUUUUUUUGGAGUACGUCUGUUAAUUUCAAAGCAGAAAGGAUUUGGAUGCUUCGGCUAGUAUAUGCAGGGCUGAACUCAGAUGAUGAUGCAAUGAUAUAUAUCAGGAACUCUACCAUUGAGAGUCUAAUGAGUUUUUAUGUCUCUCCUCUGUCAGAUGUCGAGUCAAAGGGCUUAAUUAUUGAGGUGUUAAAGAAAUCAGUGAGGUUGAAUAAGAUUGCUCGUCAUCUUGUGAAACAGUGUUCUCUGUUUUCAUGGUUUUCAUGUAUCAUCUCAGUUACUAGAGAGAGGCUUAAUGGAGAAGACAAUAGAGUUUUCUUGAGGCAUGUAUCGGUAAUAUUGAAGGUUGUCAAUGAUGUUAUUUCUUUUGAAAGCAUCUCCAAGUGGUUACAAAACUAUGGUCUUGAGCAGCUCAUGGAGCUUUCAUCCACUCUAUUUCAUUUCUUACUCCGUGAUGUAUCAUCAUUGGCAAAGGAAACUGUGGGACUAGUUAAUCCUUUUCUACAAAUGAUAGCAUCAAUGUUGAAGUUAUCUCAAAAAAGGAAGGUAUAUCAGCCACAUUUCACUUUAUCAAUUGAGGGCUUAUACCAGAUAUACCAGGCUGGCAGUGUGUGUAAUCAACCAACAGAAAACAUCAACCCGGAGUUUGUUCUUGAAGCCAUACUUAUGAAUGCACCUCCCGUCUCCAUUUUCUCAGUGAAUCAGGAAAGGCUUCAAAGCUUUCUUGACUGGGCAGUUACAACUGCUUUACAGUCGGAGUCUUCCCAAAGGCUGAGGUCCUAUGAGUCUCGCAUCAUUUUCACAAAUAAUUUAGGGGAAGAGUCUCAUGAUGACUCGUUAGUGUCAAAAUUACUACGCUGGUUAACAGCAUCAGUAAUCAUGGGGAAGGUCCAUCAGAAAUCCAAUGAUAUCGAUUCAGGACUUGCUGAAACAAAUAACUUAGAAUCCCUGCAUUCUUUGCUGGUGCGUGUUGAAAAUUCCUCCGGACAAGGACACGGUUUUAAUAUUGGCGGUGAGGAGUUACUUGCUUCUACAAUUUUCUACCUCCAACAGCAGCUUGGUAUAAAUCAGGAAUUACUACCAUCAGUUGUGUCAGCUCUCUGUCUCCUGAUUUUUGGCUCCUCUAAUUUUCCAGUGGGCAGAACCGACUUAUUGCGAGGCUACAAUACUUUCAUAUUAUCACACUGUUUAAGUUCAAGGGUGCGGUGCCCUCCUGAAGCUGAUCCUGCUUGGAGAUGGUUGUUUGAUCAGCCAUGGAAGGAUCAAUCACGGGAGAACACUGAUUCACAAAAGAUGGAGGAAUAUCAUGCUUGCAUGAUUCUAUUAGUGAUUGUCGCAAAUGUACUUAGUGGAAAGAAAUUAGAGUCAGCUAAUUUUCUCCUGUAGAUAGAGAUUUGAGAGAUCUGGCUUGUUCCAAUGGAAAGAAGUUUACUAAGAAAUAGAAUGUACAAAUGUAAUUUUAAAAUAUAGUUCAUUUUUUGGCAAUGGACAAGGUCCAUGCAUGUUUGUCAGCAGCACAUAAACAUAAGCUAAUUUUAGUCUUUACUAACA